Messenger RNA from Nematolebias whitei (Rio pearlfish), 6133 nucleotides. RefSeq names its product leucine-rich repeat kinase 1 (gene lrrk1). The record is from RefSeq and is a predicted model, not a curated record. NCBI's taxonomy places the organism in Eukaryota, Metazoa, Chordata, Actinopteri, Cyprinodontiformes, Rivulidae. Gene Ontology annotation, molecular function: ATP binding; protein binding; protein kinase activity. Bases 50 to 6133 code for a protein of 2027 amino acids. Gene Ontology annotation, biological process: protein phosphorylation. The transcript has 37 exons.
AGGACCUGUUCUCCAGCUGUGGUGAUCCCGAACACCAUCUCCAGUUGGAAUGUCUUACUGGUAUGUUGGUGUUUCCCAGGAUCCUGGAGAACUUCCUAGCAGCAUGGAGCAGAAAGACAGUACCGGAGAGGAAACAGGAGCCAGAGCUCCACCGGUGGAGACCACUGAUUCCGACCCUGAAGCGGUUCUUCCUUCGUCUCUGGAGAACAUUGAAGCAGCGUAUGAACGUGGAGACGAAGAAGUUGCCAGGGAGCUGAUUCAGCAGGCCUGCUGUGUGGAGUGUUCUGCUGGGAUCCAUCCUGAUGGAGUCCAUCUCCUGUCUCUAGCCACUCAGCACGGAGACCUGACGAGCGUUCGGUACCUUCUGAAAGAAGCCCGGAUCACGUUACCCCAGGAACCGUCACAGAGUAACCCAGCUGUUCUGGCAGCUCAGUGUGGUUCUACCAGCCUGGUGAAAGAGCUUCUGGAUUCUGUUCCUGGUGUGUGUCUGAGGAAAGAGCUGGUGAACUGCAUGCUGGUCACUUCCAGUCAACAGGGUCACCUGGACGUGGUCCGUCUGCUCGUCAGGGGUUAUGAUGCAGACGUCCGAGACUUCGCCGUCCACAGUAAUGAGUUUGCCGUCAUCACCGGACAGCCGCUGUACGCCGCCGCUCGAGCAGGUCAUGAAGAAAUCGCUCACUUCUUGCUGGAGAACGGAGCAGGGUUCUCAUCGUACACUCUGAUGGACUUCCCAGACUUCAGCAAACGUCUGCUCAGACAGAAACUACAGGAAACUACUGGAGGAAACGGAGAGGAGGCUGUUUGUGUGUAUUGGAGCGGUCUGCAGCUGCCCUUCUUGGAGCUGGACUGGUUCUUGGACGUCUGCUCACGGAUCACCCACCUGGACCUGUCGUCCAACAGUCUGACUACUCUGCCCUCCGUGGUCCCCUGGGGUCUGAUCCACCUUCGAACUUUGGAUCUUUCAGAUAAUGUUUUGAAAGAGCUUCCUUUUGCUCAGAACUCCCAGGAUGUCAUCUGCUCCAGAUUGCAGCAGGUAAAUCUCUAUCAGAACCAGCUGAAAAGUUUACCAACUGGACUGCUUCAUCUGAUCCACCUUCAGAACCUAUGUGCUGCCAAAAACCAGCUCACAGUUUUGUUUGACAUCCCUGCCGAUGUGAACUGGAUCGGUCUCCGGAAGCUGGAGGAGCUGGAUGUGUCUGAUAACGCCCUGAGCAGUCUUCCCUCAUCACUCAUGUACUGUCUGAAGUCCCUCUGCUCUCUGGACGUGAGCCGGAACAAACUGAGCUCGUUCCCUGACCCCUGGGCCUGCCCACUGAAUCGAUGCAAAGCUUCUUCCAAUUUACUUGAGAGUCUCCCAGACACCAUCUCCAUCUUCUGGAGGACUCAUCUGAAGGAGGUGGACUUCUCUAACAACCGCCUGAAGGAGCUGCCUUCUUAUAUCUUUGAACUGGAGGCCAUCGUCUCGUUGAGGUUGUGUGGGAACUUCAUCUCAUCGCUCCCAGCUCCCAAUAAGUGGAAAUGUUCUCAGCUCAAGACUCUGGACCUCUCAAAGAACCAACUGGGCAAAACCGAAGAGGGAUCCAAAUCCAGAAGACUUGCUUUCCUGACAACCUGGAACAGAAGAGAUCCAGACCCAGUGUGUCCCAUUGAGUUUCCUGAUUUUCUGAGAUCUUCACUAGAAGUUCUGGUCCUAAAUGAGAACCAGCUGGAGUGUGUUCCUCAGUCUGUGUGUAGUCUGCACAACCUCACAGAGCUUUACCUGUCCAGAAAUCCUGGGAUCCGAGAACUUCCUGUUGAACUCGGUCAGCUCCCCAACCUGUGGCAGCUGGACAUCGAAGACCUCAACAUCUCCAAUGUCCCCCAGGCCGUGAGAAACGAAGGUCCUGGGUCUGUCCUGGCUUUCCUCCGGGCACAUCUUCGAAAAGCAGAGCCUUGUAAACUGCUGAAGAUGCUUGUGGUGGGCCCUCCGAGACAGGGGAAGACGGUGCUCCUGGAGGCCCUGCUGACAGGAAAACCAUCAAACUUCACCCCAGCAGUGUGCAGUAUCUCCAGGUUCAUCUGGGAGCUGGAGAAACCCAGCAUGAGCAAAAGCAACAGAGACUCUGUGGUGUUCAACGUGUGGGACGUUGGGGGUCCGGCCAGCAUGAGCACAGUCAACCAGUGUUUCUUCACCGAUAAGGCUCUGUACGUGGUCAUCUGGAACCUGGCUCUGGGAGAGGAGGCUGUGGCCAACCUGCAGACCUGGCUGCUCAACAUUGAGGCCCGGGCACCAAACUCUGCAGUGGUGGUUGUGGGAACACAUUUGGAUCUGAUAGACACCAAGUUUCGAACCGAGAGGCUGGCGACGCUGAGAGCUUAUGUUCUGGCUCUGUGUCGAUCCCCAUCAGGAGCCCGAGCCAAAGGUUACCCCGACAUCACGUACAAACACCUGCAUGAGGUGUCGUGUAAAACCUUGGAGGGAUUUGAUGGACUGAAGACUCUGAUCUACCAGGUCUGUCUCUCCAUGAAGGACAGUGGUUCAGCGUGUGGGAAUAGACUGCUGGGCCGACUGAUCCCCAGGAGCUAUUUUGAUCUUCAGGAUGCAGUGACGGCAGAAAAGAAGAGACGACAUGAUGAGAGACAGGUCCAGUUUCUGACUGAGACCCAAUUGGACAGCAUCAUCGAGCAGGACCCAGGAAGUGACAUCAGAGAUUAUGAAGACCUGCAGACUGCCAUCAGUUUCUUGAUAGAAACAGGAAGUCUGCUGCACUUCCCUGACACCAGCCAUGGCUUGUGCACGCUCUACUUCCUGUGUCCUGUGUGGCUGUCCGACUGUCUGGAGCUGCUCAUUCAACUUAAGUCGUCCUGUCCUUUCGUCAGGAACGGACUGAUCCAGGCCGAGGACCUCAGGAUGCUAUUAGCAGAAACCGGAUUCACCCAACAGACAGAGGAACAGUACUUCCAGUUCCUGGCAAAGUUUGAGAUUGCUCUGCCUGCGGCCAACAACAGUUACCUGCUGCCACACCUUCUGCCUCCGAAGCCAGCCUUGGACCUUCAUAACAUCCACCAGCGCACCGUCAACACCCUUCAACGUCUCUUCAAGAUGAGCUUCGUUCCUGCAGGAUUCUGGCAGCGCUUCAUCGCCAGGAUGCUCAUCAGCCUCACCGAGAUGGACCUGCAGUUCUUCAAUGUGUCCAAAAGGACCCCUUGGAGUCAGCAGCAGAGGCACUCUGUGAUCUACAGCUUCGCUGGAGGCGAGAAGAAGAACCGAUGCAGUACUUUCAGGGUCCGACGCAGCCAAACCAUCUACUGGAAGGAAGGACUUCUGGUCACCUUUGAUGGUGGUUACCUCAGUGUGGAAUCUUCAGACGUCAACUGGAAGAAGACGAAGAGCGGAGGAAUAAAGAUCAUCUGUCAGUCGGACACAAGAGACUUCUCUGCUGUGGCUUUCAUCACAGAUCACGUGAACGCUUUGAUCGAGCAGUGGUUUCCAGCUCUGACGGCCACAGAGAGCGACGGCAGUCUUCUCAUUGAGCAGUACGUCCCCUGUUCUCUCUGCACCUCUCGGGUUCAGCAGGAGGCUGCACCGCCCCACGAGGUCAUCGAGAUACAAGAUGGCCAACGGGGAGGCGGAGCUAGUGUUCAUUACUUCAGCAUGGAGGACUGCGUGCUGGCUGCUGUGGAAAAAGAUUGUAUCGUCUGUCCUCAGCACAUGGAUCAACCAGUUCCCCUGCAAGAACUGGUCCCAGAACUCUUUAUGACCGACUUCCCUGCACGACUGUUUUUAGACAAAGCCCAGCUGGAGUUCUGUGAAGACGAGCAGAAUGUUCUGGGUCAGGGCGGCAGUGGGACCGUCAUCUACAGAGCUCGAUACAACCAGCAGCCCGUCGCUGUCAAACACUUCCACUUUAAGAAACUGCGGCAGCUCAGCAUCACCAGUACCACAGACACCAUGGUGAAGCACCUGCAGUGUUCCAAUGCGUGCCGGAGCUUCUCGGAGUUUCGUCAGGAGGCCAGCAUGCUGCACUCACUGCACCAUCCCUGCGUCGUAUCUCUGCUGGGCAUCAGCAUCCACCCUCUGUGCUUCGCUCUGCAGCUGGCUCCUCUGGGAAGCCUCAACACAGUCCUGGAGGAGAAGCAGAGGGACAAAGGCUGCAGCUAUAUGCCUCUCGGCCACAUGCUGACCUUUAAGAUGUCCUAUCAGAUGGCUGUGGGCUUGGCAUACCUCCACAGGAAGAACAUCAUCUUCUGUGACCUCAAGUCUGACAACAUCCUGGUCUGGUCUCUGCAGGUCCUGGACCCGGUCAACAUCAAACUGUCGGACUACGGGAUUUCUCGACACUCUUUCCACGAAGGGGCUCUGGGAGUUGAGGGGACCCCAGGGUACCAGGCUCCUGAGGUCCGGCCUGGCAUCGUGUACGAUGAGAAGGUGGACAUGUUCUCCUACGGCAUGGUGAUUUACGAGCUGCUGACCGGGCGAAGGCCGGCUCUGGGAAACCACCAGCUUCAGACAGCAAAGAAGCUCAUCAAAGGCAUACGGCCCAUCCUGGGCAGUCCAGAACAGGUCCAGUUCUACAGCCUGCACACGUUAAUGACUGAGUGCUGGGACACCAAGCCAGAGAAGAGGCCAUUAGCCAUGCAGUGUGUGAGGUGGAUGCAGGAGCCCAGCUUCCCCUGCCUCAGGUAUCUGUUGUCCUGUGAGAACCAGUCCCAGCUCUUCCUGUCCCCGCUGCAGGGCCACAGCGCCGUGUUCUGGCAAGGAGACAAUGAGGACAGGAACUACAGUGUUGUGAAUGUGGAGAAGGGUCAGGUGGAGGUGAAGAGGAUGUUGUGUCCCGGCAGCCGCAUCAGCUGCCAGAUUAAGAUUGGUAACACUCUGUGGAUCGCCACUGAGGAACAGGAGAUGUUCCUCUACAGUCUGAAGGACAUGUGUCCACUGAAUCAACCCCAGAGACAUUUGUCCUGUCCGGCCGUCAUCACCUGCCUGUUCCAUGUUCCAGCCCAAGAGAAGGGCCUGGCCCGAGUGUUUGCUGGGAUGUCUGAUGGUCUGCUGGCUGUUUACACCUUGGUGGACGACCUUCCUCUGGAUGGAGAGACCUACCUGUGUUCACAUACACUGAAUAAAACCGUGUUUGGACUGAAGGAUUCUGAUCCCAGGCAGAGACCCUGUCCAGUCAAGACCAUGUCUCUGGUCAGCAGUGGCUCUCAGUUAUGGUUCUCCAACGGUCCUGGUCUCCUGGUUAUCGACUCUCUGAACCUUCAGGCCAUUCGAAGGCUGGACUUGUACAAACCACCUUCCUCCAUAAUCAGCAUGGCCACCAGCUUCAGUCUGUGGGGGGAGGAGGCGGUCUGGACCCUGGAUGACCACACCAAUACCCUGCUGUUGUACCACGCUGCCUCAUACGAGCUCUGUGCCACGUACUGCUGCGGGGAUAGCAGUCCCUUACGUGACGUCUUUACCGUGCAUCGUCCUGUAGGAGUUGCCACGGUGACGGCUGAUGAACCCAAAUCCUUGUACCAGACUGGGAAGCUGGAACAGACCAACAGAGAGGUGACUGUGAUCCACAGCCAGGAGGCAGGGACUCAGAUCAUCCAGCACCAGGACUCGUUGACGGACUACUGCUCCGUAGGGUCUAAAUCUUCAGUGGAACCAUCAGACCUGGACUCUCUGAACCCCACAGACUGCACUUUGUCCAACAGUAGCAGCUGUGUGCUGCAGAAUACAGAACCUGAUGAGUCAGGCGGGGACCAAGACCAGCAGCUAUCCAACAACACUGAUCCUGGACCUGCAGAGACCAGAACGUCCUCAACAUCUCAGCUACUGCAGGCCUUCACUCUGCUGCCGGUGAAGGGGACUCUGUGGAUACCCAGGCGUAGAGGGGACGUGGUGAUUGUUGAGAUGCAGUCUCCGGACGGUAAUCAGCUGAAGGGAUGUGUGGUCGCUGUCCUUCGUCCACCUGGAUUGUCUUCUCUGGGGACUCUGGCGGCGGCGGCGCUGGUGGCAAAGGACACGGUUGUUUGUGGUUUCCAGAGGAAGGACUCGGAGUGGACCCUGGUGGUCUGGAGGUCCUGGGGCUGCUGUGAGCUGGAGGUCUUCUUCCACUCCUAUGAGAAGCUCGGCUGCUUGGAGGUCAGCAUGAGAAAUAGAAGGUAG